Messenger RNA from Bufo gargarizans (Asiatic toad), 1283 nucleotides. RefSeq names its product SEC22 homolog A, vesicle trafficking protein (gene SEC22A). Gene Ontology annotation, biological process: endoplasmic reticulum to Golgi vesicle-mediated transport. Lineage: Eukaryota; Metazoa; Chordata; Amphibia; Anura; Bufonidae. The record is from RefSeq and is a predicted model, not a curated record. The coding region runs from base 143 to 1051 and encodes 302 amino acids. The transcript has 7 exons.
UGACAGCAGUCUCCACUCCCGGCGUGCAGCGCGAUGGACACGUCACGUACGAGGCAGAGAGAGGCCUGAAGAAGCGGAGCCGGGAGCUCGACGGGGGCGGCUCAGGAACCGGGGAGAGCCGGGAGAUAGAUGACCAUUGGAAAUGUCGGUCAUUCUGUUUGCUUCGGUGGUUCGGGGAAGAGAUGGACUCCCACUAUCCGCCUCCACUGACCACGAGCAGAACAUGUCCGUGCAGGAGACCAAGAAGUACCUAAAAGUGCUGUCCCGAAAACUGGAGCAGCUGCCGGACCGGUGCACCCUGAGGAGGGGCCCGCACCAUGUCAACUUCAUCAGCUCCCUGGGUGUCAGCUACAUGAUGCUGUGCUCGGAGAGUUACCCCAGCGUCCUCGCCUUCUGCUUCCUGGACGAGCUUCAGAAAGAGUUCAUCACCACUUACCAAAUGGUUCACAUCAACUCCGCCAUCCGGCCGUACUCCUUCAUCGAGUUCGAUAAUUUCAUCCAGAAGACGAAGCAGAGAUUCAACAACCCCCGCUCGCUGACCACCAAGGUGAACCUCGCCGACAUGCAGACCGAAAUACGCCUGCGGCCGCCCUACCAGGUCUCCCUGCAGGAGCUUGGCCUGGAGAACGGGGUGAACCAGCGCAAAGACCCAGCCUACAAGGGGAUAGCUCCUCACCAGCGGCUGGAACCAUUGACUUUGACUGGGAUUAUCUCGUGUCUGCUCAGUCUGCUGUGUGCCGGCCUCAAUCUCAUCCGCGGAUUCCACUCGGUGGAGACUCUCUUGCAGAGUGAUGAUGACGUCAGCUGUGUCAUCGCCUUCUUCCUGGGAACAGCCGCCUGCCUCUACCAGUGUUACUUGUUCGCGUACAGCACGAGCUGGAGGAACACAAAGUCAUUCCUGGCGUUCGGCCUGAUCUGCCUGUGUAACAUGUACCUGCACGAACUGCGCAACCUCUGGCAGCUCUUCUUCCACGUCACCGUCGGAGCUUUCACAACUCUGCAGAUCCGAAUGCGGCAGCCACAAAGUAAAUCACCCGAUUAUAACGUCUGAUCUAGCCCCGCCCACUGCGCUGCAGGAAGAAGUGGACCAAUUCCUUGUUAACUGCCUGUUUUUAGUUUUUUUUUUUUUUUACCUGUUUUGGGGUUUUUUGCAGCCGUGGCGUGGGAUCCUCACACGUGGCAUCUGCGCCAAUGCUGCCUACAGUUUACUGGUCCCGUCGCCGCCUGAGUUAUUGCCUUUGUAAGGCAGUUUGAUUCUAACCAAUAAAAUGAUUCUGAACAGA